Coffea eugenioides is the source of this 1272-nucleotide messenger RNA. Its product is annotated as sm-like protein LSM1B. Lineage: Eukaryota; Viridiplantae; Streptophyta; Magnoliopsida; Gentianales; Rubiaceae. Gene Ontology annotation, biological process: deadenylation-dependent decapping of nuclear-transcribed mRNA. The transcript has 5 exons. Gene Ontology annotation, cellular component: Lsm1-7-Pat1 complex; P-body. The record is from RefSeq and is a predicted model, not a curated record. Gene Ontology annotation, molecular function: RNA cap binding. The coding region runs from base 430 to 816 and encodes 128 amino acids.
ACGACACUCCGCCCUCAAUAGUAAAACGUAUUAUUAGCGGCCUCCACCCCAGAUUUGGGGAUAGGCCCAUAUCCUUUCAACCUUAGGGUUUUAAUUUUCCAGAUCUGAACAACAAUACUACUCUUAGGUCAACCAACCCCAAUUUAUCCCUUACCAACUGGCCCCUUUUCCUUUCUUCUGUAAUUAGGAAUAGGUUUUUAGACUACUGGGUCUGUGUUCCCCUCUUAAGUUAAUUGUUAAGUCAAGACAGGAUUUUUAUUUUCUGGGUUUGAAAAUUUUUUUCAGAAAUUGAUCAAGUAGUUGAAGGUUUUGGCGUGGGGCAAUAUUGGAGGGGUGAAUCCUAGCUGCCAAUGCAAUUUGAAUCGAAUUGUGGGAAUUUUUCGGUGAUUUUUGUGAUACCGAAAAACUUGAACUUUGAACACUCCAUCCAUGUCUUGGGCAGGCCCGGAAGACAUCUAUCUCUCUACUUCUCUUGCAAGCUAUCUUGACAAGAAAUUGCUUGUUUUGCUGCGGGAUGGUCGAAAGCUAAUGGGGACUCUUCGUUCCUUUGAUCAAUUUGCUAAUGCCGUGCUUGAAGGCGCAUGCGAACGUGUUAUUGUUGGUGAUCUUUACUGUGAUAUCCCAUUAGGGUUAUAUGUUAUUCGCGGGGAAAAUGUUGUCUUAAUUGGUGAACUGGACUUGGACAAAGAAGAACUUCCCCCACACAUGACUCGUGUUUCAUCCACAGAUAUUAAAAGGGCACAAAAGGCAGAAAGGGAGGCUACAGAUCUUAAAGGAUCUAUGAGGAAGAGAAUGGAGUUCCUUGAUUUGGAUUGAUGUACAUGUCGCUGAUGUCCAGUCCUGCAAUUAUGCUUGAAAUUGAUGCCAUGUCUUGCGCAAAUAUUAUCGCGGUAGCUGGAUGCUGGCAAAUAUGACUAGGGACUGGACGCUGAUAUAGCUACCAAUUUCUCUGUAGUAAUUCAUAAACAAACAAUUAGUUCCGUAAAUGGGAAAAAGGAAAUGUACUAGCGUUGAGUUAGUUUCUUUUUUAUGCAAGGCUGGUUCGUAUCCUCACCGUGGAGAUGAUGAUGAUGUGCAGGAUUGCAGUUGAUUUAUGGGAUUUUUUGGAUAUUAGCAGGCAGCACAUCUGGGUUCUUCCAUUUUUCUUUUAUCCUGGUGUGGAAGAACUCCAGGUCUGUUUUUAUAUAUAUAAUUUUUUAAUGUACGAUUGCAGACUGUAUAAUUUUAGAGGGGACUUGGGCUUUUAAUGCAUUCCAGACGUUAUUAGGUCCA